UAAACAAAGUCGGGGCCACAAAAAUGCCUGAAUGCGCGAUUUGUAGAGCAAACGAACGGAAAUAUCGAUGCAAAACCUGCAGCAUUCCUUACUGUUCCGUUGGGUGUUACCGCGUGCAUCAGGAGAAACCAUGUGAGGCGCCACCGAAACCGGCACAGGAACCGGGCAACGGUGCGGAAUUUCGUGAAGAUCGACAACCCGCUAAACCUCUGCUGUUCACUACGGUGGACACCGUCCCACAGGAGAAGCUGGAGCUGUUAGGCCAAAGCGAACACUUGAAGAAUCUGCUCGCUAACCGGCAUUUACGGCAACUGCUGCGUGAGGUUGAUUGUGGCUGGAGUGGAAUGAAUUCGAUAAGGGUGGCAAUGAUGGAACCGCUGUUUGUGGAGUUUGCCGACGAGUGCCUUCGCUUGGUGGAACCACCGGAACCAGAGGACGACACGGAUAUGAACCAGCUCGUGUUCACAAACCGUCUGAAUCGAAAGUAAUCGGACGGAAUACCAGGAUACAACUUUAAGCUUAAGUAAAGGAUUUUCAAAAAAAAGCAGAAAA
This is a messenger RNA of Anopheles aquasalis, 552 nucleotides long. RefSeq names its product zinc finger HIT domain-containing protein 3. Lineage: Eukaryota; Metazoa; Arthropoda; Insecta; Diptera; Culicidae. Gene Ontology annotation, molecular function: protein binding. The record is from RefSeq and is a predicted model, not a curated record.